AUGGGAUCCAUCGAGCUCCUGUGGCUGCUGCCGCCGCUGCUUUCGGCGGCAGCCUCGGGCUCCGGGACCGGGACUGGCCAGCGCGCGGGCUCGCGGGUCGUGGGGCCGCCGCUGCAGCCCCGGGAGCCUCUCAGCUAUUCACGCCUGCAGAGGAAGAGUCUGGCGGUGGACUUCGUGGUGCCCUCGCUCUUCCGUGUCUACGCCCGUGACCUGCUGCUGCCGCCGUCCCCCUCGGAGCCGAGGGCUGGCCGUCCGGAGGCGAGCGGCUCGCUGGCUCUCGACUGCUCCCCGCUGCUCGAGCUGCUCGGGCCGCCGCCCGGGGUCUCCUGGACAGCAGGCGCCAGCUCGCCGGCCCCGGCCGCGGCCCGGACGCUGUCCAGGGUGCUGAAGGGCGGCUCGGUUCGCAAGCUUCGGCGCGCCAAGCAGCUGGUGCUGGAGCUGGGCGAGGAGGCGAUCUUUGAGGGCUGUGUCGGGCCCCCCGGGGAGGCGGCUGCGGGGCUGCUCCAGUUCAACCUCAGCGAGCUGUUCAGCUGGUGGGUUCUCCACGGCGAGGGGCGGCUGAGGAUCCGCCUGAUGCCCGAGAAGAAGGCGUCGGAAGUGGGCAGAGAGGGAAGGCUGUCCGCGGCCAUCCGCGCCUCCCAGCCUCGCCUUCUCUUCCAGAUCUUCCAGACCGGUCACAGCUCCUUGGAGCCAUCAGCAAACAUGCCUACUCCUCCUGAUUAUGUUGCAUGGAAUCUCACCUGGAUAAUGAAAGAUUCCUUCCCUUUCCUGUCUCAUCGCAGCCGAUAUGGUCUAGAGUGCACCUUUGACUUCCCCUGUGAGCUGGAAUAUUCCCCUCCGCUGCACAACCUUGGGAACCAGAGCUGGUCCUGGCGCCGUGUCCCCUCUGAGGAGGCCUCCCAGAUGGACCUGUUUGACGGACCUGAGGCAGAGCAUUCUAAGGAGAUGCCCAGAGGCUCCUUCCUCCUCCUCAACACCUCAGCAGACUCUAAGCACACCAUCCUGAGCCCAUGGAUGCGCAGCAGCAGUGAGCACUGCACACUGGCAGUCUCAGUGCACAGGCACCUGCAGCCCUCCGGGAGGUACGUCGCACAGCUGCUGCCCCACAAUGAGGUUGGAAAGGAGAUUCUCUUGGUACCCACUCCAGGAAAGCAUGGCUGGACAGUGCUGCAUGGAAGAAUUGGGCACCCAGAGAACCCUUUCCGAGUGGCCCUGGAAUACAUCUCCAGUGGAAACAGAAGCUUGUCUGCAGUGGAUUUCUUUGCUGUGAAGAACUGCAGUGAAGGAACAUCCCCUGGCUUCAAGAUGGCCCUGCAGAGUUCCUUCACUUGUUGGAACGGGACAGUCCUCCAGCUCGGGCAGGCCUGUGACUUCCACCGGGACUGUGCCCAGGGAGAAGACGAGGGCCAACUAUGCAGUAGCCUCCCUGCUGGUUUUUACUGUGAUUUCGAGGAUGACUUCUGUGGCUGGACCCAAGGCACACUCUUACCCAACAUGCCCCAGUGGCAGGUCAGGACCUUAAAGGAUGCCCGCUUCCAGGACCACAAAGGCCACGCCUUGCUGCUCAGCACCACCAAUGUCCCCACCUCUGAAAGUGCUGCAGUGACCAGCACUAUGUUCCCCGCGCCGAUGAAGAACUCUCCAUGCGAGCUCCGAAUGUCCUGGCUCAUCCGUGGAGUUUUGAGAGGAAACGUGUCCUUGGUGCUGGUGGAGAACAAAACUGGAAAGGAACAAAGCAGGAUGGUCUGGCAUGUUGGCGCCAAUGAAGGCUUGAGCCUGUGGCAGUGGACUGUGUUGCCUCUCCUCGACGUGUCCGACAGGUUCUGGCUGCAGAUGGUCGCGUGGUGGGGACAAGGAUCCAGAGCCACUGUAGCUUUUGACAAUAUCUCCAUCAGCCUGGACUGCUACCUCACCAUCAGUGGAGAGGACAAGGUGCCACAGAAUGCAGCACCCAAAUCAAGAAAUCUGUUUGAGAGAAACCCAAACAAGGAGCCCAAACCUUGGGAAAAUAUGCCAAGACAGACCCCCAUCUUUGACCCUACAGUUCACUGGCUGUUCACCACAUGUGGGGCCAGCGGGCCCCACGGCCCCACCCAGGCCCAGUGCAACAAUGCCUACCAGAACUCCAACCUGAGCGUGGUGGUGGGGAGCGAGGGCCCCCUGAAGGGCAUCCAGAUCUGGAAGGUGCCAGCCACUGACACCUACAGCAUCUCGGGCUAUGGAGCCGCGGGCGGGAAAGGCGGGAAGAAUACCAUGAUGCGGUCCCACGGCGUGUCUGUGCUGGGCAUCUUCAACCUGGAGAAGGACGACACGCUGUACAUCCUGGUCGGGCAGCAGGGGGAGGACGCCUGCCCCAGUACAAACCAAUUGAUCCAGAAAGUCUGCGUUGGAGAGAACAACGUGAUAGAAGAAGAAAUCCGUGUGAACAGAAGUGUGCAUGAGUGGGCAGGAGGAGGAGGAGGAGGGGGUGGAGCCACCUAUGUGUUUAAGAUGAAAGAUGGAGUGCCCGUGCCCCUGAUCAUUGCAGCUGGCGGUGGUGGCAGGGCCUAUGGAGCCAAGACAGACACAUUCCACCCAGAGAGACUGGAGAAUAACUCCUCGGUUCUGGGGCUGAACGGCAAUUCCGGAGCAGCAGGUGGUGGAGGUGGCUGGAAUGAUAACACUUCCUUGCUCUGGGCUGGAAAAUCUUUGCUGGAGGGUGCUACCGGAGGACAUUCCUGCCCCCAGGCCAUGAAGAAGUGGGGGUGGGAGACAAGAGGGGGUUUCGGAGGGGGUGGAGGGGGGUGCUCCUCAGGUGGAGGAGGCGGAGGAUAUAUAGGCGGCAAUGCAGCCUCGAACAAUGACCCUGAAAUGGAUGGGGAAGAUGGGGUUUCCUUCAUCAGUCCACUGGGCAUUCUGUACACCCCAGCUUUAAAAGUGAUGGAGGGCCACGGGGAAGUGAAUAUUAAGCAUUACCUAAACUGCAGUCACUGUGAGGUAGAUGAAUGCCACAUGGAUCCCGAGAGCCACAAGGUCAUCUGCUUCUGUGACCAUGGGAUGGUGCUGGCCGAGGAUGGUGUCUCCUGCAUUGUGUCUCCAACUCCGGAGCCCCACCUGCCACUCUCGCUGAUCCUCUCUGUUGUCACCUCUGCCCUGGUGGCUGCCCUCGUCCUGGCUUUCUCUGGCAUCAUGAUUGUGUACCGCCGGAAGCACCAGGAGCUACAAGCCAUGCAGAUGGAGCUGCAGAGCCCUGAGUACAAGCUGAGCAAGCUCCGCACCUCAACCAUCAUGACCGACUACAACCCAAACUACUGCUUUGCCGGCAAGACUUCGUCCAUCAGUGACCUGAAGGAGGUGCCACGGAAAAACAUCACCCUCAUUCGGGGUCUGGGCCAUGGUGCAUUUGGGGAGGUGUAUGAAGGCCAGGUGUCUGGAAUGCCCAGCGACCCAAGCCCCUUGCAAGUGGCUGUAAAGACACUGCCUGAGGUGUGCUCAGAACAGGACGAGCUGGAUUUCCUCAUGGAGGCCCUGAUCAUCAGCAAAUUCAACCACCAGAACAUCGUGCGCUGUAUCGGGGUGAGUCUGCAAGCCCUGCCCCGAUUCAUCCUGCUGGAGCUCAUGGCAGGAGGAGACCUCAAGUCCUUCCUGCGGGAGACCCGCCCUCGCCCGAAUCAGCCCUCCUCCCUGGGCAUGCUGGACCUUCUGCACGUGGCUCGGGACAUUGCCUUUGGCUGUCAGUAUUUAGAGGAAAACCACUUCAUCCACAGGGACAUUGCUGCCAGGAACUGCCUCUUGACCUGUCCAGGCCCUGGAAGAGUGGCCAAGAUUGGAGACUUUGGAAUGGCCCGAGACAUCUACAGGGCAAGCUACUACAGAAAAGGAGGGUGUGCGAUGCUGCCGGUUAAGUGGAUGCCCCCGGAGGCCUUCAUGGAGGGAAUAUUCACUUCUAAAACCGACACUUGGUCCUUUGGAGUGCUGCUGUGGGAAAUAUUUUCUCUUGGAUAUAUGCCAUACCCUAGCAAAAGCAACCAGGAAGUUUUGGAGUUCGUCACCAGUGGAGGACGGAUGGACCCACCUAAGAACUGCCCUGGGCCUGUAUACAGGAUAAUGACUCAAUGCUGGCAACAUCAGCCUGAAGACAGGCCCAACUUUGCCAUAAUUUUGGAGAGGAUUGAAUACUGCACCCAGGACCCUGAUGUAAUCAACACUGCCUUACCCAUAGAAUACGGUCCACUUAUGGAAGAGGAAGAGAAAGUGCCCAUGAGGCCCAAAGACCCUGAGGGGAUUGCUCCUCUCCUGGUCUCUCCCCAGCAGGUAAAGCAGGAGGCAGCGCACAGCCCGGCCGCACCCCCUCCUCUGCCCACCACUUCCUCCGGCAAAGCCCUGAAGAAACCCACAGCUGCAGAGGUCUCUGUCCGAGUCCCCAGAGGACCGGCCGUGGAGGGGGGACAUAUUAAUAUGGCAUUUUCUCAGUCCAACCCACCAUCGGAGCUGCACAAGGUCCAGGGAUCCAGAAACAAACCGACCAGCUUGUGGAACCCAACCUAUGGCUCAUGGUUUACAGAGAAACCCACCAAAAAGAACAAUCCUCCAGCCAAGAAGGAGCAACAGGAGAGAGGAGACUUGGGAAGUGAGGGGAGCUGUACUGUCCCACCCAACGUUGCCACCGGGAGACUUGCGGGGGCCUCACUGCUCCUGGAGCCGUCCUCGCUGACGGCCAGCAUGAAGGAGGUGCCCCUGUUCAGGCUGCGCCACUUCCCCUGCGGGAACGUCAACUACGGCUACCAGCAGCAGGGCUUACCUUUAGAGGCCAUCAUUGCCCCUGGAGCUAGUCAUUACGAGGACACCAUGCUGAAAAAUAAGAAUAGCAUAAACCAGCCGGGACCCUGA
Messenger RNA from Cynocephalus volans (Philippine flying lemur), 4869 nucleotides. It is a transcript of the gene ALK, whose product is annotated as ALK receptor tyrosine kinase. Lineage: Eukaryota; Metazoa; Chordata; Mammalia; Dermoptera; Cynocephalidae. Bases 1 to 4869 code for a protein of 1622 amino acids. The record is from RefSeq and is a predicted model, not a curated record. Gene Ontology annotation, biological process: multicellular organism development; regulation of cell population proliferation; regulation of neuron differentiation. Gene Ontology annotation, molecular function: ATP binding; transmembrane receptor protein tyrosine kinase activity; protein binding. Gene Ontology annotation, cellular component: plasma membrane; signaling receptor complex. The transcript has 29 exons.